Molecule: messenger RNA, 1089 nt
Organism: Colletotrichum acutatum
Lineage: Eukaryota; Fungi; Ascomycota; Sordariomycetes; Glomerellales; Glomerellaceae
Exons: 3
Coding region: 463-1089 (208 amino acids)
Source: RefSeq, a predicted model, not a curated record
CUGUCAUCGUGCUAGCUAGCUCAAGACAGCUUCUCAAGUGACAAGAGCAUGUAACCAGGAAAAGUAUUCCCGUAACAUUCUUCAUCGCGAGCGCCCGGGAUCCUACUCGGCUGUAAUUACGGCAAGGCUACUCAGUACCUCACCCCAAAUGUUCCGUCCGGCUGGCUGCACGUUUCCCAGCGCAUCGGACGGACUGAUUUGGUGACUUAGUACACUGUUGGAGAUAAUCAUGCCGAACCGCGGGGUAAACCCAAGACAGCAACAACUCCAAGAGCUUUCCCCCGCACUCAUUGAGUGUUGAAAUCUACCGCCCGAAUGGGUAGCCGAUGUGAAAAUCUGAGAAUGUGAGGCUUUAAUAUGUGAAGCAGGCCAUGGUCUACAUGGCAGGGUCUAUCUCGAGGCAGAGAGGCUCCCGUCGACGUUAAACCCCAUCUAACUUACACUUGAAACCUUUGAGCCGGAAUGUCGUGCCCGUUGUUCUUCGUAGUUGCCCGUGUCGUCGGGUCAGACGGCUCCCUGGAAAAGUGGAAAGAAAGACUCAUUGCCCUUUGCGCCGUCUCCGCAACUGAACCCCUAGGAAACAGCUACUACUGGGGCCACGACCUCUCCGCCUCCUCGCCAGACACCCUCUGGGGCCUUGAAGGGUACACACACCCGAUGGGCUUCUUCCUCGGUCACACCUCGACCGACGUCUUCAAGCGCGAGAUGCGCCUUGCAGACGAGCAGAAGCUGCUAAAGACCGUUCAGGGCAUCGGCAGCCCGGACUACGAUCUGCAUCACUAUGAUUUGGCUGGCGGUUGGUUGAAGCGGGAUGACGACCCCGGGCGAGAUUCACGCGAUAGCGCGGUUGCUGUUGUGCACUUUUGGGCAGCGGAGGAGGGGAGCAGGGAGGAUGUUGUGAAGGGCUUGGAGGGGUUUGCGAAAGCGCAGAGGGAGAGGGUAAUUGGGGAGGGGGAGUCUCAGUUGGAAACGAAAGAGUACAAAGCCCUGCUCGCGACUCUGCAGCCGUUGACUGUCCGGACGGAGACGCACCUGUCGCAAGUCUUCAACGGACAUAUUGAUCAGCCACCAACAGGGACUAGAGUGUGA